AUGAAGACCAAGCCGCUAAGUCAGGACCCUGGCUCCAAACGUUAUUCAUACCGCAUAAAUAAGGAAGAAAAUCGUAAAGAGUUGAAGCAUGUCAAGAUCGAUGAAAGCUCAUUGGUGCAACAAGGCCAGAAAAUCGAUCUACCCAAGAAGAGGUAUUACCGCCAAAGGGCACAUUCCAACCCAUUUUCUGAUCAUCAACUAGAAUACCCAGUGUCACCCCAGGAUAUGGAUUGGUCCAAAUUAUAUCCCUACUAUAAUGAUGGUGGGACUGGCCAGAUGACAAAGAAGGUGACUAUUGCUGAUAUUGGCUGUGGGUUCGGUGGACUGAUGAUAGAUUUGUCACCUGCCUUCCCUGAAGAUUUAAUCUUGGGAAUGGAAAUCCGAGUGCAAGUCACAAACUAUGUAGAGGACAGAAUUAUUGCCUUAAGGAACAAUACGGCCUCAAAGCACGGAUUUCAAAACAUCAACGUCUUGAGAGGUAACGCUAUGAAAUUCUUGCCCAAUUUUUUUGAAAAGGGACAACUUUCCAAAAUGUUUUUCUGUUUCCCAGAUCCUCAUUUCAAGCAAAGAAAGCACAAGGCAAGAAUCAUUACCAAUACUUUGCUGAGUGAAUACGCGUAUGUUUUGAAGGAGGGUGGCGUCGUAUACACCAUCACCGAUGUCAAAGAUUUGCAUGAAUGGAUGGUGAAACAUUUAGAAGAGCAUCCUUUGUUUGAACGCCUGAGCAAAGAAUGGGAAGAUAAUGACAAGUGUGUGAAAAUAAUGAGAAACGCUACAGAAGAGGGUAAAAAAGUGGAAAGGAAAAAGGGUGACAAGUUCGUCGCUUGUUUCACAAGAUUACCAACACCUAUGAUAUUGUAA
Messenger RNA from Saccharomyces kudriavzevii IFO 1802, 861 nucleotides. RefSeq names its product tRNA (guanine46-N7)-methyltransferase (gene TRM8). Gene Ontology annotation, molecular function: tRNA (guanine(46)-N7)-methyltransferase activity. Lineage: Eukaryota; Fungi; Ascomycota; Saccharomycetes; Saccharomycetales; Saccharomycetaceae. Gene Ontology annotation, cellular component: tRNA methyltransferase complex. The record is from RefSeq and is a predicted model, not a curated record. The transcript has a single exon. The coding region runs from base 1 to 861 and encodes 286 amino acids. Gene Ontology annotation, biological process: RNA (guanine-N7)-methylation; tRNA methylation.